AUGGAGGUCUUCCUACACAAUCUUCCUGUCGACUUGAGCGGUGAUGGCUUGAAAGACCAGCUUGAGCCAUUCAUGGACGAUCUCAGGAUCGUCGAUUUCGUCUGCGAUAAGCCCAAAAGGAAACGCAUCGGCAACAUAACAUUUCUGAACCGUCGCGACGCAGAAGUUUUCCUGGUAACACAUGGCGAGUACAGCACGUUUCAAAGGGGACGAGUGCGCCCCGUAUCCAAACUGAAGAUUUUGGGUACUGAUGUCUUUUGCAAGCCCAGCAACCGCCCCGCGCAGGACUUUGCUCUCAAGAAUCUUUCCCAUGUUGCCGAAGAGCGCGACAGUCAAUCUGUCAUAAUUGAGGAAGAGUCAGCUGCUGUUUGGAUGGUCUUGCGACACGCCAGUUGUGGAUAUUGCACAUUUGUCGAUAAACAGGUGUAUUACAUCCCAGAGGUCGAGUGGCAGCAAUCGGGGAGUGUCCAAUUCACAAAGCGGAAUAUGAUCGUGAAAUUCAUGGAUGGGAGUCUGAUUCGAAUACCUCUCAACACGGUCAUAGAGCUAGAUUGGGCUAAUGAUGGCUCCCUGACUUUGACAUUAUCCACUGUUCCAUUUUUCUUUGCCUCUCCACCUGAGAUCGAAAAUUUGGCAAAGGCGAUGAUGGGGAUUAGCAUCAACCAGAAUCCGAGUGGCAGAUCCUCUGAACAAAUUAGAAGACGGCAGGUUGCUCUUGGGACAGAUCACGCCGAAGUGUCUGGUCAGUGUCUCGUCUAUCAAUUCCACGUCUUCAAUUUUGAUCUCGCCGAUAAGAUGCACAAAUUGAAGAAGCUCGAGCUGACUAUCAGCUAUUACAAUCUUUCCGUACCAAGAACAAUCCUAUCCGCGAUUGACCGUUUCCCAUCUCAACUGAGAACACUCAAAAAGGAGCUGAGCGAUUAUACUCGGGACGGCUCCCUUCCCUUUGGAAUUCGCUUCCAGCUACAAGCUCUCGCAUACAACGCCUAUCUCCCUUCAGCCAAAGUUUCGGGCCUCGCUAGAGAACUUCGAAAACUUGUCAGAGACAAUAAAGCAUCUGGGAGAAGACCACCUUCUGUUGAAGCGAUCAAAAAACUGUUUGACACCAUUGAAUGGCCACUCCCAUACGGAGAGCCCCGGGAGUUUACGGUCCAAUACCUGAUUGACGAGAUCAAACAGAACGACAAAAACAUCCAAGAUGGCCCAGGAAAACGAGACGGGCUUUUACAAGCGAGUGGAAACUUGACACCAAUCUGCCGUGUCAAUGUAAGCCCAUCACGCAUCACAUUGCACGGACCAGAAAUGGAACCAACGAACCGUAUCCUUCGAAAAUUCCCCAACCAUCGCGACUAUUUCAUCCGUGUCCAAUUUUGCGAUGAGAAUGGACAGGAUCUUCAGUUUAGUCCUCGGAUCAACAACGAUGAUAUCUUUGCUCGUUUCAGGAACAUACUGUCACGGGGAAUUGAAAUAGCUGGACGUACCUAUACCUUCCUUGGGUUUUCCCAUUCAUCUUUGAGGUCUCAUUCAGUCUGGUUUUCAGCCCCUUUUAUGGACGACGACGAACAUUUCCAGACAUACUUCAGCAUCAUCAAAGCCCUAGGCGACUUCUCCCGCAUAACGACUCCCGCUAGGUGUGCCGCAAGAAUUGGGCAGGCGUUUUCGGAUACACCAUUCGCCAUCAAUCUGGAUGAGAACCACAUUCAGGUGAUGAGAAUACCGGACGUACAAUCAGACGAUGGCCAACGUGUGUUCAGUGACGGGGUUGGGACAGUAUCGUGGAACGUCGUGGAAACAGUGUGGUCGGGUCUCCCUUGGAAGAAAGGACUACCAACAUGCUUUCAGAUCCGCAUGGGCGGUGCAAAGGGUAUGCUUGCUGUCGACAGUCGGCUAAAUGGAACAGUCGUUAAAAUCAGACCAUCCAUGAUCAAAUUCGAGACCGAUGAUAUGCGUGACCUGGAGAUCUGUGAGGUCGGCUCUACACCUAUUCCGCUAUUUCUCAAUCGCCAGAUGAUCAAGAUCAUGGAGGACCUGGGGGUAUUCGAAGACUGGUUCUUCAAGUUGCAGGGUAUACGCAUUGCGGAGCUCAGGGAAGCAACGGCAACUAUGAAGAAUACAGCAGACUUCAUCAAAGGCCAAAGCGCCGGCGACAGCAUUCGACUACACCGUUUAUUUACCGAAUGCCAUAUACGCGCAAUAGACUACAAGACCGAUCCGUUUCUCCGCUUAGUAGUGGAGGCUGUUGUCCUGCGCGAACUUCGGUUGCUGAAACAUAAAGCUCGCAUUCCGGUUAGGAAAGGCAUCACUCUUUACGGCAUUAUGGAUGAGACGGGCUUUCUAGCAGAGGGCCAGGUCUAUAUCACAUUCGAUGCCAAGUCAGAUAGAUAUGCAUCCCCGCCUGGAGCAGGCCAAGUCCUUGUUACUCGGUCACCCGCUCUAUUCGACGGUGAUAUCCAACUUGCUUACAAUGCCAUCCCUCCCAAGGGCCAUCCACUACUCGACCACAAAAACUGUAUUGUUUUCAGCCAAAAAGGGAAGCGCGAUCUCCCCAGCCAGCUGAGCGGGGGUGACUUGGAUGGAGAUAUGUUCAACGUCAUCUGGGAUCCCGAGGCAAUGCCGACCAGGAUCUUCCCGCCUGCAGAUUAUCCACGCGUUGACCCUGUGGACCUUGGUCGGCCCGUCACGAAAUCAGAUAUGGCCGAAUUCUUCGUGGACUUUAUGCGGACGGAUCGCUUGGGAGUGAUCGCCAUCAAGCAUAUGAUCAUGGCAGACCAAAUGGCAGAGGGCACUUGCCAUAGUGAUUGCAAAAAGCUUGCACAGUUACACUCUACUGCUGUUGAUUUCUCAAAAACGGGUAUUCCUGUGAGUCUGGAAGAUAUUCCAUGGAUGAAUCGCUUCAGGCCGGAUUUUUUGGCACCAGGGCCUCAAACGGAGUUGUGCGACAAAUCGGAGAUUGAUCUUUCAGCGCCAGUCAUGCCGGCAAAGUCUGAUGAAGAUGAAGGUAUCGGGCCACCCCACAAAUACUACAAGUCAGAGAAGCUGCUUGGGAAGCUAUACCGUGCGGUGGAUGAAAGAAGAAUUUGGUAUGAAGAUGUCCGCAUCGACAGGAAAUCGAGCUUGUUAUCCUUCUGGGAUGAAUUCAUCUACGCCAUGACCAAAGUUUGCAAUACCUUUGGGCCUGUCAGGUGGACACAUCGUGUUGGAGAGGCACGGUUGCUUCGAUCAGCAUACGAAGAUGCGAUUCUUUCCGCGAUGUACGGCUUUUCCGAACACCCCGUGAACCCAAUCAGCGAACUCGAGGUCUUCAUCGGCAACAUCCUCAAUAAAACCGGAGUUCAAACGCACCGACAACGCGAGCGAUCGAUAAGGCUAAAAGACGAAUUUAGUCGGAUUGCGACUUGGAUAAUCGGACAAAUGCGACCCCAUGCAAAGACUGAUGCGCCGCUGACUGGAUACGAAACUGAGAUGGAUGCGUUGGAGCGGUGCCUUGCGUGCGUUUGUAUCGGGGGUGAGAUUGAACCAUCAAAGGGGCGGCGUCGAAGGGGUGGAAGUGGCGAGCUGGAGAGCUUCCGAGUUGUCGCUGCAUGUGCACUCCUGGCUGAAAUUGAUACGAUGGACAGAAAUCGCAGGAUUUAG
Messenger RNA from Aspergillus wentii DTO 134E9, 3633 nucleotides. Its product is annotated as RNA dependent RNA polymerase. The coding region runs from base 1 to 3633 and encodes 1210 amino acids. Gene Ontology annotation, molecular function: RNA-directed RNA polymerase activity. Gene Ontology annotation, biological process: siRNA processing. The transcript has 4 exons. The record is from RefSeq and is a predicted model, not a curated record. Gene Ontology annotation, cellular component: nuclear RNA-directed RNA polymerase complex. Lineage: Eukaryota; Fungi; Ascomycota; Eurotiomycetes; Eurotiales; Aspergillaceae.